AUGAAUGACUCGGUGGAAUACUCCUCCCGAAGGUCACCAGUGGUCGGCUCAAAGGCCGGAGCGAGCACUGACCAACCCCUAGCCUCUGCGGCUGCAAUUGAGGUGCUGCAGAAAGGUGGUAAUGCCGCCGACGCCGCCGUGGCCGCAGCAGCCGUGCUUCAGGUUCUUCAGCCUUUCGCCUCAGGGAUCGGCGGUGACUGCUUCUGCAUAUUCUAUAAAGCAGCCGACAAGUCCGUUCAAAGCAUCGACGGAAGGUUGUACAAGUGUUCUUACGUUAUUUUCUUUUUAAGGGCGUUUUUAAAGCAAAUGUUGAUGAUUCCCCUUUUUACCAGUUUAGAGUGGGUAAACGGCUAUGACAAAACCUCUGGCGAAUAUUUCCACCUGCUGAUGGAAGCAUUGAGGCUCGCUAUCGCCGACGGGCUAAGGUGCCUGUCCAGCCCAGAUCCUAGCAGCCUGACGUCGGUGGAUCAGAUGACCUGCAAAAAGCACGCUGAGGACCGUCGUGCUCUCAUAGACAAGACGCGGGCAAUGAACGAGGUUGUGGCUGCAGAUCUUUUGGUCCCUCCACAGUCCCACACCACGUUCCUCAGCACGGUGGACGAGCACGGUAACGCGUGCUCUUUUAUCGGCAGCAACUUCAACACGUUUGGGUGUACCAUUGUUGAACAACACGGCUUCGCGGUACACAACCGAGCCAUGGGUUUUGUGGGAGUGGAAGGACACCCGAACUGCAUUGGCCCACUUAAGAAGCCCUAUCACACAUUGAUGCCGGUGAUGGUUGCGGACAGUUAUUCCGGCGUGUGGGUGGCAAAUAUAGGAUCCAUGGGAGGAUAUCUACAGCCCCAAAUCGUUCUGCAGGUUCUACUGGGAAUGAUGGAGCUGGGAUUAAAUCCGCAGGAAGCGGUCGACAGACCAAGAGUCACGAUUGGGUCUGGAACCUCCGUGCAUCCAGACGCCGGACUUACACUGGAAGAGGGCCUGUCUCCAGAAGUCAUUCAGGGGCUGGAAGAAAAAAGUCACCGCUUCCGUGGUACUAUUAGAGGCGUGAACAGGCGUAACAUGGGCUCGGUCCACGUCACCACCAGGGGGAGCUGGUGGACAAGAGUUCGAGGACCCGGAAGCUACGCCGAGGGUGACGACGUCUUUCUCUGGUUCGGAAGCGAUCCCCGCUGGGAUGGGGCAGCUAUGGCGUAUUAA
This is a messenger RNA of Ixodes scapularis (black-legged tick), 1197 nucleotides long. RefSeq names its product glutathione hydrolase-like YwrD proenzyme. The transcript is spliced from 8 exons. Gene Ontology annotation, molecular function: DNA-binding transcription factor activity. Bases 1 to 1197 code for a protein of 398 amino acids. NCBI's taxonomy places the organism in Eukaryota, Metazoa, Arthropoda, Arachnida, Ixodida, Ixodidae. The record is from RefSeq and is a predicted model, not a curated record. Gene Ontology annotation, biological process: regulation of DNA-templated transcription.